AUGAUAUUUCAUUAAAUGUAAUUCAGAAUAAACAUUAUUAUACAUUAAUUUUGUCAUCUGCUGAAGCUCAAUGUUUCUUAUGUUUUACUGAUGCAGUAAUUAAGCAAAGCAAACUAACACGUGUCACACAUGUCUAAUUACAUGUUACAAGAAAUAAUGCAAAUAAUGAAGAUUGUCAGGAGCCAUGGUGUAACAGCAGGUCACUAGUUUGUGGACUUCUGUUCAGAAGAAUCUUGCAGUAAACUCAAGUUAAAACCUUUAAUGUGUCUAAAAGUCAUUUCACAACAUGUGUCUGAUCUUUUGAUUAGAUUCCUUGGUACAGAGCCGAAAGCGUCAAAGUUUCCUGUGAUGGUGAGAUAAAGAAGUCACCUCCCUCCAGCCACUAAUGACAAGCUGCUGAUGAGGGUUAAUAUAGAGAUAAUCGGGUGAGAGGUGUCAGUGUUUGCUCGUCCUCAGAGCAGAAUGGCUGCAGUCGCAGAGCUCUCCUUCCUGCUGUUUGCUCUCAUCAACAACAUUCAUGCAGAAGAACGUAUCUUCAUCGAAAGGGAAUCAGACUCUUUCACCUUCAGACUCCCUGAGGACGCCGACUCCUGCCUGAUCUCCAGAUUUGUUGGUGAGGAGAAGCUCGUCCUGUGGAAUACCUCUGCCCUCUGGUCCCAGAACUCCACAGUACCUGAAGACUUGAAACAACGACUGUCAGUUGUCACCAGCAACAGUAUUUCUUCUUACAUGAUCCAGAACCUGACCCACUCAGACUCCGUCAGAGCUGGAGAAACAGUGGACCUGCCAUGUGAGGGAGCAGCUGACAAUCUGGACAUCCAGUGGCUCAAGAGUGAUUCUGGAUAUUGGACCAGCUUCUGGACAAGAGUUUUUGAGGACAGUGUAACAUCGGUGAUGGACAAUGUUGAAGGAAGAUCCCAAGAGGUGAAAACCUCAUCAGGACUUCGUAUUUACAACCUCACGUUAACAAAGUUCAAUUAUUACGCCUGUCUGGUGAUGAACCAACAGCAGUGUGUCAGCAGUCACUCUGUACAGUUAAACCUACUAGAUGAGUCGAUCCUCCACACAGUGGGAGAGACAGCUGUGUUACAGUGUCCUGCUGCUGAGUUCACUGACGACCAGCUUCCACUUUGGAGGGUGACUAAUGUGAUAUCGUCCACCUCAGAGGCGGGAAAAAACUACUCACUGGUGGUUUCAUCACUUCAGUUAAAUGACUCAGGUUAUUACGAUUGUGAAAUCUACAACCAUUUUCAACGGUAUUACCUGGUGGUGUGCCCCAAACCUGGCCCACCUGCUGUCGAGCUCUUCUCAGAAGGAGACAACGUCACUUUCAGAUGCAGAGGUCGGAUAGAGGGUUGGGGGUACCACUGGUGGAUCAAGACAAACCAAACAGAAGACAGACUCUUGAGUGAAUCUAAUUUAGCACCUGAUUCUGAUCUGCAGAGCAGACUGAGCAGAUUUAGAGAAGAUGGCUUGAUGAUUCUUUCUAAUGUCUCACUGGAAGACACAGGAGAGUAUUUGUGUUCCGUUUCUGGCCCAGAUGGACCGUGUAUGUCAUUGUCCAGAACUGUUCUGAAGUCCAGAGAGCCCUCUGGGAUGGACUUCACCCUCUACACAGUGAGGUCCUCACUGCUCCCUGGUCUGCUGGUGAUCCUCUGUGUUGUUGUGGUGGCUGUGAACCAGAGGACCAGGGGAGGAGAGCAGCGUCCAGCUCAGACAGACACUUAAUAAACAAACUGUAUGUUCAUACUUACUCAUCAUCAUGGUUUAUCACCUGUUGUACAUGUAAGUACUCAUUUCAUCUUUAAUACAGGAGGUUCUAUAUUAUAUUAUAUCAUAUUAUUACCAUUUUUUGGCCUUUUCUGGCUUUAUUUAUAGUACAGCUGAAGAGUGUGACAGGAAACGGGGUAAGAGAGGGGGAGUGACACGCAGCAAGGGGACCCGGGCUGGGAGUCGAACCCAGGUCUGUAUUGUAUUAUGUAAU
Messenger RNA from Acanthopagrus latus (yellowfin seabream), 1984 nucleotides. RefSeq lists its product as uncharacterized. The transcript has 2 exons. Lineage: Eukaryota; Metazoa; Chordata; Actinopteri; Spariformes; Sparidae. The record is from RefSeq and is a predicted model, not a curated record. Bases 463 to 1728 code for a protein of 421 amino acids.